AUGAAACAGAUCACACUUGAAAAGCAGAGGAAUUUGGAAAAAGCAAAUAAAUAUGUCACUGGAACGUUAAGAAAUUUCCAAGUAGGCUUGGCAGAUAAGCAUAGCAGAGUUCAAAAGUUAAAUAGCCUUGAAAAAGAGAUCAACAAGAAGAAGGAAGAAAUUGGUCGAGAUCGUCAAGAAAUUGACAUCUUGAGACGAAAUAUUAAGACCAGGAGGCAGGUUUUACAGGAAUCGCUCGCUUAUUUUAAAAAGUACAAGUCACAUCAAGAGGCUCUGGUUGUGAAGGACGUGGAAAAUACCAAGGAGAGAAAGGUUUUGAUCGCAGAACUAGUUUCACUGUUCGACUUAAAGCAAGCAUCAUCAGACCCAUCGAAGCAUAGUAAGAAGGACGAUGCGACUGAAAUUAGUGAUGACGACGAUGAAUAUGCGAUAGCCGGGAUGAUACUACCGAAGGAAGCCAAUUUCAUCAGAUACCCUUAUGCGGACACGAAUGCAGCCGUCGGACACGUAAUACAUAUGCUGGGAUUGGUCGCUUAUUACCUCGGAGUUAAGCUACCAUUCGUGAUGGUCAAUAGGGGUUCCAAGUCGUACACCAAGGGAUCUGUGCCUGGAAUCCCAAUAAGUAAAAUGCCACUUGUGUUGAACGAUCACAAUUUGGAAGUUUUUACAGUCGGAAUGGCGAUGCUCAAUUAUAACAUCGCAUAUUUAUGUUACACCCAAGGCGUAGAGGUUGCCUUUCACAAAAUUCCUCAUACACUUCAAAACCUCUAUCUCUGCUGUCAGGCGCCAAAUCUCGGACGUUCGGGGCAUCUUACUGCUUUGAAUCGGAUCCUCGAUCAAUCUUUUAGCCUGGAUUUUGAGGAGGUGGUGCGUAUCAUGUUUGCACGGAGAAACGGAAAUGAAAUUAUGGACAGCAACAUCCCUGUUGUGUCCAUAAAUAAUUACAUCGAACAAGGUGCCGUAUCCUUCUAUCUCGUGAUUCUAAAAACGGGUGAUUCGUGCGUUCAUCAAUCAUUCAAAUUUACAGAUUUCGAAGAUGAAAAUGAUGAGGAUGGUGAUAACUGGGUCAUCUGUGACGAUACGACUUAG
Acaulospora colombiana is the source of this 1089-nucleotide messenger RNA. NCBI's taxonomy places the organism in Eukaryota, Fungi, Glomeromycota, Glomeromycetes, Diversisporales, Acaulosporaceae. The record is from the annotation of a GenBank genome assembly.